AUGUCUGGUUGGGAUGAGGGAGGCGUUUUCUACAGUGACCACGCGCAGUUCCCCACGGCCGGCGGCGGCGUCAGCGACCCGACGGAGGCGGCCAGCCGCCACGCGGUGCUGCAGAAAUGCAAGGAGUUCAUAAGGAGCUUCCAGCACAAGAGCCAGCCCAAUGUCUUCCCCUACAGAGAGGCCCUUCUGUCCAACCCCAAGUACCUGCUCGUCGAUCUAGCCGACCUCAUUUCCUACGAUCCCGACCAAACCCUCCCUCAGUGCCUUCGCCAGAACCCCGCCGAUUACCUCCCGCUCUUUGAAACUGCAGCAGCAGAGGUCCUGGUGGGUCUAAAAUCCAGGGUGGCUGGAGAAGCCGGAGAAAUGGAGGAGCCAGUGCCUGGUGAAGUGCAAGUGCUGUUGAGGUCCGAGCAGAAUCCCGCGUCAAUGCGUUCCCUCGGGGCACAAUAUAUUUCAAAGCUGGUAAAAAUAUCUGGGAUUGUCAUUGCUGCAUCGAGAACUAAAGCAAAAGCAACAUAUGUGACAUUAUUAUGUAAAAACUGUAAGAAUGUCAAGCUUGUGCCCUGUCGUCCUGGGCUAGGUGGAGCUGUCGUCCCGCGAUCUUGUGACCAUGUCGCUCAGCCUGGGGAAGAUCCUUGCCCAAUUGAUCCAUGGAUUGUUGUUCCUGAUAAAAGCAAGUACGUUGAUCAACAGACGUUGAAACUCCAAGAAAAUCCUGAGGAUGUGCCAACUGGAGAGUUGCCAAGAAACGUGCUUCUUUCUGUUGAUCGCCAUCUUGUGCAAACAAUUGUUCCUGGCACAAGAUUGACCAUUAUGGGCAUAUACAGUAUCUUUCAAGCUGCCAGCUCAUCCACUACUCACAAAGGAGCAGUUGCAGUUAGGCAGCCGUAUAUUAGGGUUGUUGGACUUGAAGAAAGUACAGAGUCAAAUUCUCGGGGUCCAACUAAUUUCACCAGAGACGAGAUUGAAGAGUUCAAAAAGUUUGCUUCAGACAGUAAUGCCUAUGAGCAAAUAUGUUCCAAGAUUGCUCCAUCAAUAUUUGGCCAUGUAGACGUGAAGAAGGCUAUUGCCUGCCUUCUUUUUGGUGGUUCCAGAAAGACUUUACCUGAUGGAGUAAAAUUAAGAGGGGAUAUCAACGUAUUGCUGUUGGGGGAUCCAUCUACAGCCAAAUCACAGUUUCUCAAGUUUGUUGAGAAGACAGCUCCAAUAGCUGUGUAUACGUCUGGAAAAGGAUCAUCCGCUGCCGGUUUGACUGCUUCUGUCAUUCGCGACAAUAGUUCUCGGGAGUUUUAUCUGGAAGGUGGUGCUAUGGUCCUGGCAGAUGGAGGUGUCGUUUGCAUUGACGAAUUCGAUAAGAUGAGGCCAGAAGACAGAGUUGCCAUUCAUGAAGCUAUGGAGCAGCAAACAAUUUCCAUUGCUAAAGCAGGAAUAACAACUGUUCUUAAUUCAAGGACAUCCGUGCUUGCUGCAGCCAAUCCCCCAUCUGGCCGUUAUGAUGAUCUCAUGUCUGCUCAAGACAACAUUGAUUUGCAGACCACUAUUCUUUCCAGAUUUGACUUAAUUUUUAUUGUGAAAGAUAUCAAGAUGUAUGCGCAAGACAAGAAUAUUGCCAGUCACGUCAUCAAAGUUCAUGCCUCUGCUGAUGCUGCUAUGAGUGAGAUAAGGACUUCCAAAGAGGAUAACUGGCUGAAGAAGUACAUACACUAUUGUCGAACUGAAUGCCAUCCCCGCCUCUCAGAAUCUGCAGCUUCUAGGUUGCAGGAGAGCUACGUUAAGAUUAGACAGGACAUGAGAAGGCAAGCAAAUGAAACUGGGGAGGCAGCUGCUAUACCUAUUACAGUGAGGCAGUUGGAAGCUAUAGUCAGAUUGAGCGAAGCUCUUGCUAAAAUGACAUUGUCUCAUGUUGCAAACGAUAACCAUGUCCUUGAAGCCAUGAGACUCUUUAAUAAUGCCACCAUGGAUGCGGCCCGUUCUGGAAUAAACCAACACAUAAACCUCACUCCAGAGCUAGCGAAUGAGAUAAAGCAAGCUGAAACCCAGAUAAAGAGAAGAAUGGGAAUUGGAAGCCAUAUAUCUGAGAGGCGGCUAAUUGAUGAGCUCACUAGGAUGGGCAUGAAUGAAUCUAUUGUUCGAAGGGCCUUAUUGAUAAUGCACCAAAGAGAUGAAGUAGAAUACAAACGGGAAAGACGAGUAAUUGUACGUAAAGCCUAA
Striga hermonthica is the source of this 2211-nucleotide messenger RNA. NCBI's taxonomy places the organism in Eukaryota, Viridiplantae, Streptophyta, Magnoliopsida, Lamiales, Orobanchaceae. The record is from the annotation of a GenBank genome assembly.